Colletotrichum karsti is the source of this 1578-nucleotide messenger RNA. Its product is annotated as endoglucanase c. Bases 1 to 1578 code for a protein of 525 amino acids. NCBI's taxonomy places the organism in Eukaryota, Fungi, Ascomycota, Sordariomycetes, Glomerellales, Glomerellaceae. The record is from RefSeq and is a predicted model, not a curated record. Gene Ontology annotation, molecular function: beta-glucosidase activity. Gene Ontology annotation, cellular component: cell surface; extracellular region. Gene Ontology annotation, biological process: glucan catabolic process. The transcript is spliced from 5 exons.
AUGUCCAACGGGAUUCUCAGAACGUCUGGCCCCGACGUUGUCGAUGCUGAUGGCAAGGCCGUCCGCCUCCGCGGGACUGCCCUCGGCGGCUGGAUGCUCAUGGAGAAUUUCAUGAACGGCUUCCCCGGUCGCGAGCACCAGAUCCGCGCCGCGCUGCUUAAGGUCCUCGGCAAAGAAAAGUGCGAUUUCUUCUUCGACAAAUUCCUUGAAUACUUCUUCACUGAGAAAGACGCCGAGUUCCUCGCCUCUGUUGGUUUCAACUGUGUGCGCCUUUCUUUCAACUACCAUCACUUUGAGGACGACAUGAACCCCUUCGUGAUCAAGGAAGAGGGCUUCAAGCACCUUGACCGCGCGGUUGAAAUUUGCGCCAAGUACGGAAUCUACACAAUCCUCGAUCUUCACUCCGCACCAGGCGGCCAGAACCAAGACUGGCAUUCCGACAACCCGACCGGCUACGCCGCCUUUUGGGAUCACAAGCACUUCCAAGACCGUGUCAUCAACUUAUGGGAGGUGAUUGCAAAGCGGUAUAAGGGAAACCCUUGGGUCGCUGGUUACAACCCCCUCAAUGAGCCUGCCGACGUCGAGUGGAGUCGCCUUCUCUCGUUCUACGACAGGAUCGUGCCCGCCAUUCGCAACAUCGAUCCCGAUCACAUCCUUUUCCUUGAGGGCAACACCUUCAGCAUGGACUUUUCUGGCUUCACGAAAGUUUUCCCCAACUCCGUGUACGCCGUCCACGACUACUGCGGCUUUGGGUUCCCGAACCGUAUCGGUAGAUACCAGGGGCAGAAAGAGCAGGAUGCAUACAUCCGCCAGAUGUAUGACCGCAAGGUCGCUUUCAUGAAAGAGCACAACGUGCCCAUCUGGAACGGCGAGUUUGGUCCGAUCUACGAGCGGGAAGAGUACAACCCUGACUGGAAGGUCCACAACGAUGAGAGAUACGACAUGCUGGAUAAGCAAAUGGCCAUCUAUACCGAUGAGGGUAUUGCUUGGAGUAUCUGGGCUUACAAGGACGUCAACGUAAUGGGCAUGACAUAUCUUUCCCCAGACUCUGCAUGGCUCAAGCUUCUGGGGCCCAUCAUUCGAAAGAAGCGCGACCUUGCUGUCGACAGCUGGGCCUACGACGAUGCUCACUUGCAGCCCGGUCUUUUCGGUCCGUUGCACAAGUGGUUCGAGGACAAUGUCCCGGCGCAAUACAACAAGAAGUACCCGUGGCAGUGGCGCAUGCACAUGCACGUCUUCCGUGGCAUUCGCGGAAUCACCAUGGCUGAGUACAUGAUCCCCGAGUGGGCCGACUACUUCAAGGACAAGACAUUCGAAGAGCUGGACGAGUUGGCCGCGAGUUGGAAGUGUGAGAAUUGCUGCCAGCGCGAGAGGUUGAACGAGCUACUGAAGUUUUACGCGCCAAUGGCUCCCGAGGACGACAGGCUAAAGGGUAAGGUCAUCCGACCUGAGGCUGAGAAAGACGGAGAGAAGCCCAAGCAGACAGUAUCUGGUGUCGGGGUGUUCGAGUUGUCGCCUGAAGAGAAGGCGAAGAUGCUUGCGCAGACCAACGGGACACCCGUUGCCGUUGCUUCAUGA